Messenger RNA from Nanorana parkeri, 1449 nucleotides. Its product is annotated as interferon-induced protein with tetratricopeptide repeats 1-like. The transcript has a single exon. NCBI's taxonomy places the organism in Eukaryota, Metazoa, Chordata, Amphibia, Anura, Dicroglossidae. The record is from RefSeq and is a predicted model, not a curated record. Gene Ontology annotation, molecular function: protein binding. Gene Ontology annotation, cellular component: cytosol. The coding region runs from base 1 to 1410 and encodes 469 amino acids. Gene Ontology annotation, biological process: defense response to virus.
AUGCCAUUUUACUUGGAACCUGUGUGGAGAAGAUGGAAUGAUGAAAUGAAUAUAAUCAAUGAAAAAGACAUUGAUUAUGUGGAAGAACGGCUAAAUUACCAGGUUGUGUUUUUGCCAGAUGCAUACAAUCACAGGAAGUACAACAUCCUGGCUUACCUAAAGCAUCUUAAAGGAGACCAUGAUGAAGCCUUGCUCCAGCUGCAAAAAGCAGAAUCAGGAAUACCAGCGUCCAGCACAUCUGAAGACACAGACGUGAAGAGAGUUGUAAUGUAUGGUAAUUUUGCCUGGGUUUAUUACCACCAGAACCAGGUUGACAAGGGUUUCACCUAUGCUGAAAAGGUGCAGACCAUUUUACAGAAAUAUGAGUCUCCUGCAAUGCAAAAAACUCUUCUGUUAGACAUAUAUGGUGAACAAGGCUGGACUUAUAUGUCAUUUACAGGAAAUUACUAUCAACGGGCUGCUGAGUGCUUUGAAAAAGCUCUGGAACUCGACCCAGAAGAUCCAGAAUUGAAUUCAGGCUAUGCCCUCGCUGUGUAUAGAAUGGAAGGUUUUGCUUUCCUCAGUAAACCAUCUUACAAAUCUGUUCCACUCUUGGAACGAGCUGUUCAAUUCAAUCCCAGUGAUACAGUGGUGAAGGUUCUCCUUGCUUUGAAAUAUCUAGAUCUGAAGAACUAUAGACAAGCAACUAUGUUAAUAGAACAAGCUCUACUAGAACAACCUGAAAACCCAUAUGUCCUUCGAUAUGUGGCAAUGUUUUACAAAAGAAGUGGAAAUACUGUAAAAGCUAUUGAAGUGUUUAAGAAGGUAGAUAGUUUAACUCCAAAUACCUGUGCUAUUCAUUAUCAGCUUGCCAAGUGUUACAAAAUAUUUAUUUAUAAACACAGAGGAUUAGACGGUCAGCCAAAUGGUGAAGCCAUUUCAAAUGCCAUGUUUCACUCUAAAAAGGCUGUCGAGCUUAAUAAGUCAUCUGUGGCAGCUCACAUUCUAUUGGCUGACAUAUAUAUAAGAGCAAAUAAAUACCAAAAGGCCGAAGAAGAAUUUGACAAAACUUUGACCAUGAGUAAUCUUCUAUAUGAACAGAAACAAGAGCUACAUCUUAGGUGGGCACAAUAUUUAAUGAGUUCUAGAAAGUCAGAGUCUGAAGCAGUAAAUCAUUUUAAGGAAGUGAUAGAGAUACAAAAUCAAACAAUAUUCAGAGAAUCUGCCAUCAGAGCACUGAAAAGCCUUGCAGAAACCAUGAUAUCCCAAAAUCCAAAGGAUGCCACUGGAUAUGGUUUGCUCGGGUUCAUCCACCAGCAAGAAAGACGGGACGUCACAGCACUGAAGAACUAUGAAAAGGCCCAUCUGCUGGACCCAGAUAGCGAAGAGUAUUCAGACGCUUGUGCUGCAUUGUAUGCCACAUUAUCAUAAUAUAACAUUGUUUUCUCAAGUUGGGAAAGGAGGAUAUAC